GCACCUGUCAAAGCAGCGCUCUACUGCCGGGACAAUGGAGAUGCAUGGCGGCAGGGCAAGCCGGCGCCGACAACGGAGGCAAGAAGCCGUUGCCAUGGUGCUCGCUCUAGCCACACUAACACUAGCAGCAGCUCCUGCCGCCGGAGAGCAACAGGAGGCGUCGGGCGCGAACGUCACCGCCAUCUGCUCGUCGACGCCGUACCCGGGCGCGUGCCGCACGGCGCUGUCCUCGUCGGCGUCGCGGGCUGCCAAGGACCCCUUCGCGGCAUCCGUGCAGUUCGCCAUGGCCAGGGCCGCGUCGGCCCGCGCGCUGGCGCGCAACCUCUCGGCGUCUUCCUCCGCGCGCCGGCGCGGUGGCGUGCUGCCGCCCUCCGGCAUGGACGACUGCGCCGAGCUGCUCGACGCCAGCCACGCCCAGCUCGGCGACGCGCUCGCCGCCGGCUCCGCGCACGACGCCGAGACGUGGCUCAGCGCCGCGCUCACGAACCAGGACACCUGCGGCGACAGCCUCGACGCCGUGCCGGCAUCCGCGGGGCGGGAGGGCGUGCUCAGGCGGGUCGGCGCCCUCGCGGAGUUCAUCGGCACCGCGCUGGCGCUGCACGCCAAGCUCAAGGGCGGGAGCGCGUCGCCGCCACCAUCCGCCGCGCCCGACCGUGCGUUCCCGUCCUGGGUCCCCGACCACGACAUGAAGCUGAUCCUGGAGUCCGCCGCGGGCGGCGUGACGCCGGACGCCGUGGUGGCGCUGGACGGCAGCGGGACGCACGGGACCAUCGGCGACGCGAUCGCAGCCGUGACCGCGGCGGCAGUGCCGCCGGUAGGCUCCUCCAAGGCGGGCGUCGGAGCAGGGAGGAAGGUGAUCUACGUGAAGGCCGGGCGGUACGAGGAGAGCGUGCGGAUCUCGAGCAGGCAGAGGAACGUGAUGCUGAUGGGCGACGGCAAGGGGAAGACGGUCAUCGUCGGCCACAGGAGCGCCGCCGACGGCUACACCACCUACGCCUCCGCCACCGUCGCUGCAAUGGGUUCGGGCUUCAUAGCCAAGGGCCUGACCAUCAUCAACGACGCCGGGCCGGGCAAGGGCCAGGCGGUGGCGCUGAGGGUCGGCGGCGACCUCUCCGUCGUGUACCAGUGCGACAUCGAGGCGUACCAGGACACCCUCCACACGCACUCCAACCGCCAGUUCUACACCGAGGACGGCAUCUCCGGCACGGUGGACUUCAUCUUCGGCAACUCGGCGGUGGUCAUCCAGAACUGCGACAUCCGGCCCAGGAAGCGCCGGCCGUCCGGCCAGAAGGACACGAUCACGGCCCAGGGCCGGACCGACCCGAACCAGAACACCGGCAUCUCCAUCCACAAGUGCCGGAUCGCCGCCGCGUCGGACCUAGGCGGCACCGAGGUGUAUCUUGGCCGCCCGUGGAAGGCCUACUCGCGGACCGUCGUGAUGGGGAGCUCUCUCGACCGUUGGAUCGCCCCGGCCGGGUGGCUGGAGUGGUCGGGCCAGUUCGCCCUCAGCACGCUCUACUACGGGGAGUACGGGAACACCGGGCCUGGCGCCGGGACAGGCGGGCGGGUGAAGUGGGCCACGUCAAUGUCCACCGUGGACGCCACGCGGUUCACGGUGCGGGAUUUUAUCUUGGGAGACUCAUGGUUGGGUGACACCGGAGUGAGCUACACUUCGGGGCUAUGACUGAUUAAGAUGGUGUCAUGUUGCCACUGCUCUGUUGAUUGAUUAACUUGAAAUAUGGAACCGGAUCACAUGUAAGGACUGGAUUGGUAACAAUAAGGUGGAAGCUGGUGAGCUGCUAUGCUAGCUAGGCUAGCUACCUGCUAA
Molecule: messenger RNA, 1828 nt
Organism: Hordeum vulgare subsp. vulgare (domesticated barley)
Lineage: Eukaryota; Viridiplantae; Streptophyta; Magnoliopsida; Poales; Poaceae
Product: pectinesterase-like
Exons: 2
Coding region: 35-1684 (549 amino acids)
Biological process (GO): cell wall modification
Molecular function (GO): pectinesterase inhibitor activity; pectinesterase activity
Source: RefSeq, a predicted model, not a curated record